CUUUAAGGGUCUUAUAAGGGGGACCUCCAGUUGGUUAAUACAUUCCACAGACCAUACAAAACAAAAAUAGGUACAUACAGGCAGUACAGAGUACUGUACCUAGUACGUACUACUUCAUCCCUCUGGAUUUAACCAAUUCCGUUCACCAUCCAGGAGUAUGGUACUGUACAGUAUGUAUGCGAUCCCAACUCUCAUGCCCUGUUUUGUACGUCUUUGGUAGUUAAUCUGAAUCCGUCAUCCUUAUCCUACUUUUCCAAGUUUUUAUUUUCUUUUCUUGUUUCUCUCUCUCUCUCUGCUUUUUCACACCUGCUUAUUCUCUAAGUUCUCUCCUUUUAUUUCUCUCUUGUCUCAAAAAUUUCCCUUUCCCUUCCUUUCUAUCCCUAACGUCCGAUUUGAUUGUGAUGACCUUUGUCUUGGAAGGCCUCUCCCGCCUUAUCUCUCCCUGAUUGCUACCAAACGCCCCUAAGAACCUUCCCCUCUUUUGGGAAUUUUUUUUUUUUUUUUUUUUUUUUUUUUUUUGUGGGUGGAUCACACGACAGAGUGCCUUUUCCCUUGAUGGCCCUUGAUUGCACCCUGCCAUCCUCAACCACAUAUCAAAAUGGCGUACAACGCUGUUUCUCAAACCGACCACGAGGUGGCUUCCAACGCGACCGAUUCUGAUGUCUCCCGAAGCUCGUCGCCGCACAAAUCGACCUUCCAACAACUUCCUUUAGAUGCCGAUCAUAUUGGCGGAGGAACUUAUCUGCAGCCAGCCAAAACCGCCGAGGAUUCUAGCAUGGGCCGGUUAGGUUCGUUGAUCCGGUCCAUGACCUCCACAAGCUAUGACAUGGUUGAGGAAGAUGACUACGACGUCGCCGAUCCUCCGACAAACCGGAGGUCUAAUAGUCUCCGUCGCGUUGCGCCGCUAGACACUAGAGCUGCCCACGCCGGCUCCCCUGAACCUCCCCUGCGAUCUCCGAUCACCGAUACCCCUGUUCCUCUCAGCCAUCCUACCCCAGAUCUUCAAUCGCUACAAGGUGCCUAUUUGAAUAAUGUAGAGAGGCUGGAAAGGAGUGCCGAACAACUUAGCUCCAGCUCGGCGGAUAUUGGCAGCGAAAUCCGCAAGAUGGAUCGUGAACAGAAGAGGCGCUCGGUCAGCUCAGUCUCCAAUUCCGUCCGUGAAAGCAACCCCAUGAAGGGAACAGUACCAUCCAGCCAAGGGUCAAUUAUGUCUGCCUCUCGAUUAGCCCAAGUUUCCGAACAUAUGCCCGAGGAAAGAUUCUCCCAGUCGAUGAUGCACGUUUCUAACGAUUCUAACCCCCCUCCACAACCACCUGCUCCCGCAGAGCCCGACUUUGCCUACCAUGGCCAGUAUAGUCACACCCCGGAUGAAAUUCAACGACCAUCCUCGGCUGCGUCAGGGGACACCUUUCAACAGGCCAGGGUUCUAUUCACCGACUUUGAUGGUGUGCAUUAUGUUCCCCACGAUAAAAGCCUAGAGCUUGGGCGACAAGUAUCUUUGACAAGGCCGCCUCUGGCGAGCGGACCGGAGUCGUACAAGGAGCCGCAGACCGGCGAGAAUAUGGUAUAUUACCCUGCUCCGGUGCCGAUGAUGCUUAAUUUGCCGCCGCGGCUGUCACAGAAGCCUACCGUUGAACAGGAAAAGCGUCGGACGCAGUUGCUUGGAUCAGUCACUGCUGAAAACCGAAAAUCGGCUCCUUGGCUGUCUGGUCAGGCUCUAGGCGAUACAAAAGAUUCCAAGCGUGAGAAGCAGCCAGCGGAUCUGCCUCCGCAGCUUCGUGCUAGUGUUUUCUUUGAACAACCCCCCACACCACUUGACGUAGAAGUCAAACAGUCUUCCGCAGUUGCGACACUUGACAGCAUUCUCGAUGCCUCGACAAAUGCGCCGGUUACUGCCUUCACAGACCAUCCGUACGCUGGCGCUGUCGGUUCAGAAGUGUACGCCAACAAGGCAUCAUCUAAAGACUUGGCGGCGCAGAAGAAGAAACACAUGUCAAGGAGUACCCUCAGAGUCGACAAUCCCUCCUCUGACUCGGAUGCCAGAGCAAGUUCAUUCGCCUCACAUCACUUGUACCACCAAACAGAAGCUGAUGCAGCAGACAUGCAUGAGGGUACUUCAUUACGUGAAGGCGCUCGUGAUGGAGAUGAUGCUGAGCAUGAUCCCCACGAGGACGAGGAAGGUGAAAGCAACGAACAGGAGGUUCCAUUUACAGGACCUCCUUCUACCUUGUUAGCGGAACUCGAAAUGAGAAAACACGAGCUGCGGCAACGACAGCGGACUGCUGUCAAUUCUGUAGGACUGCAUUCAACGCUUCUCCAGCUUGAUGCUGUUGCCCAGAAGCAGAGUGAACAUAGAAGAUAUCGGCCUGUUACCCUUGCUUGGGAAGGUCCCGAUGUUAACAAGCCAGACGAUGAUGGCGAUGACGAUGUGCCCCUCGGAAUGCUUUUUCCCGAGAAGGCUACUGCUACUGAUGAUAACAGGCCCUUGGGUCUCAUGGAGAGGCGCGAAUUAGAAGAAAGCGAGCCCUUGAGCAGGCGCCGCGCGAGAUUGCGGGGUGAACCACCACCUCCUCCACCACGCAGCCCAGACAACCGUCCGACUACCAUGUACACGCAGAAUGUACAGGAGCCCGCUGAGGGUGAUAGUGGCGACGAAGGGGAGACCCUGGCCGAUCGUUUGAAGCGCUUGAAGGGUAACGACCGCCGUAAAUCUGCAACAGGAAGUGAAUUUGCCGACGAGAUACUAGCGGAGGUUGACCACAUGAAUGGGAACGACAAGGAGAAAGAAGACGAGGGACCGCCAGAAGAGGAAACCUUGGCUCAACGCCGAGCACGUCUUCAGAAGGAAACGGAGUCACGAAAUUCGACUCUGAAGGUGCCCAGGUACCGAAGAAGUAUGGCGGACCUACUUCAUGCCCGACGGCCGGCCCCUGGAGGACGACCAAUUUCCAGGGAGGCCGCAUUGCAUCGUACUUCGACCUACCAAACUCCUUACGAUAGUCGCAUGUCUCUCCAAUUCUCGGCGCACCCCGGACAGCCGGUGCCAUCAAGAUUUGCCCAAUACCAAGGACCUGCAAGGACCGAUUCCUUUGGAUAUGGACCAGCCCACCCGAAUACAUUUUACAGCGAUGCUAUACUGGGGAUGAAUCAUCUGAGCUAUGUUGCGCCGCAUAAGCCCGUACGACCAGGCGUCGAGACGGGCCAGCGUGAGAUGAUUGACCGAUGGAGACAGAGUAUAGUAUAAGGCCGUCCUUUUACUUCUUACUUCCUUCUUUACCAUUACCACAUCGUUAAUUUUUGUUCUGCGUUGGUUGAAGGAUGGAUAGGUUUCUUGAGCGCAUCUUGUUAUUUAUGAUGAUUGGAAGCAUGGGUCAUUGCGGUGUCCUGUAGAUUAGCGAACGCAUUGCAUUGCAAGUAUGUAUAGUAUUUCAUUUUCAUUUUACUCUUCAGUAAUCAAGGCGAAUGAUCUGGCGCGAUGCUGUUGUUUCUGAGCUCUGUUAUCCUUGACGGGGUCCUGCACCGGGGAUCCUUAUCAUAGCUUGAAGGAUGCCAAGCUUUCAGUGCCUGCCAAUUCAGGCCAGUUUGGAACGAGACCAUUUCCGGAGCCCCUGAGAACUCUUUCCUUUCUUUUUGUUCUUUUGCAUUUGAGCAUCAGCUGAAUUCCAUGGGCGUGUCAUUGGGACAUUCUUUCAGGGAA
Molecule: messenger RNA, 3697 nt
Organism: Aspergillus pseudonomiae
Lineage: Eukaryota; Fungi; Ascomycota; Eurotiomycetes; Eurotiales; Aspergillaceae
Exons: 1
Coding region: 599-3244 (881 amino acids)
Source: RefSeq, a predicted model, not a curated record